AUGUCCGAAGAGGAGGGGUUAACGGAGCAACAGCGCCAGCUGCACGCUCAGGCCGCUGCAUGGUUACAUGAGAGAAACGUGAUCGAGUUGAUUACUCAGUUCGAGGAAGCUGAGGAGGAGAUGGGCCGUCUGGGUGACGAUGACGAAGCUGCGUAUGCGUUGGCAAAACAGAUGGGGGCCUUGACGCAGCAGGCAGAGACUGGCCUCCAGGAGAUGCUUGCGAUUGCGCAUUCGGCGCCUGAGAGUCCGGGCGAGAGAGCCUCCCGUCACACGCAGCUUGUAUCUGUGAACAAACUUAGGAGGUUUCUACCCACGAUAGGGAAGGGGAUGAGCGAAGCAAACGACGCCGCAUCUAACAGGAGACGGCAGAUGGUCCAUGCCAACGGGGUCUACCACUACCUCUGUACGCGUCCCUGGCAUGGGUCGAUCUGCUCGUUCAGGCAGUACACCGGGUUCGACAAGGAGGAGUUCGACCAGUUCUAUGCGGAGCUGGGAGGUGAUGGGGGUUAACAGACUUACGGGAAAAAUGGGAACCUAUCCAAAAAUGAGAAUGGGCGUUUGUUUUUAGAAAGCAAACCACGCCUUUGCAACUCCCCCCAAAAAAGUUGACAGUGCUGUAGGUCUUUACAGCAGCUUUCGAAUGAGCUGUUGCUCAAGCUGUAUGUCCUCGGCAUCGCCGAGGUAGCCAGCAUCGCGAGAAAUCAGGUCGAAACCAGCACGAAUCGCUUUUUGCGCCCGUGAG
Messenger RNA from Ectocarpus sp. CCAP 1310/34, 742 nucleotides. The record is from the annotation of a GenBank genome assembly. Lineage: Eukaryota; Phaeophyceae; Ectocarpales; Ectocarpaceae.